Molecule: messenger RNA, 231 nt
Organism: Suillus fuscotomentosus
Lineage: Eukaryota; Fungi; Basidiomycota; Agaricomycetes; Boletales; Suillaceae
Exons: 2
Coding region: 1-231 (76 amino acids)
Source: RefSeq, a predicted model, not a curated record
AUGCUCGUUUCCAUCCCCUUCCCUACCAUCGAGGGCAAUACUACCUUGGCUCAUCGCCAUGAUAGGACGUUCCCCAGAAUGGACUCGGUCUGCACGAGAACGCCGAGACCAGAGAACGCCGAGACCAAGACAGUGACCACGACAUUCGAACUUCCCGGUAUCAAACAACAGGAUGUCAAUGUCGAGGUCCAUGGAAACCGCCUGACUAUAUCUAGGGAGUCAAAACGCUAG